UAUCAACAUGGCGGACGGAAGACGGGUCAUCUUGAUGGUUUCAACCUUUCGAAGACUCCUUCAAAAUGCAGUAAAUUCCAGAUUUUAGGAGAAGAACUUAUUUUUUAAGCUCAGUAUUCUUCUCCUGGCGAUGGCACAGUGCACGCAAAGUGCUUUUGAGUUUAUACAAAGCGCUUUUUGCCCUAUGGUUGCCGUUAUGUGCAGUGAAGAUGCCGAGAAAGUCUCUCAGAAGAACAACUUGAGUUUUGUGGAAAUGGUUCGUCCAUUCUGCCAUCUUACAAGUGAAGCUCAUAUGAGAGAUCCCUCUGGUGUGAUCCAUCCAGUGAAAAACUGGCAUAUCCGACUAGUUGAAAUGUCUGCCACUCACCCACCUCAGCAUGUUGUGAACAAAUUGUUGAGUGAAGUUGUAUCACGGACACAGCCAUUAAACAAUGAUCCUAGCUCCCUGACUCCUGAUGCUCAGGCAAGAGGUUCUGCACCUUGGUUUGAAGCUUUCCGAGACUGUUUUUUUCAGUUGGUGAAACCGUCUGAUCAUGAGUUUAUCAGACACUUUCUGGCUUGCCUGAUAGUUGUUUCUUCUCAUCAUCCUGAUCCUAUGAAUGCUUUUGCAACCAUGAGCUCACAGCAAAUAGAACAACAAUCUGACCAACAUGGCCAUUUCAAGUGGUUCACCAACACAGUGUUUAAAUACCAUCUUUUGUUACAUGAUGUUAGUGUUGGUGAAGAGUCAAAGGCAGAAUCAAUUUACCAGAGUAUGAAGUCUGUAUAUGGUACAAAUGCCUGCCAUAUGCUACAGAUCAACUCUGUCAGUAAUAGUGGUUCCAAUCCUCUUCCAAACCUUCCUGAUCCAUGGAGUCAAUUCAUAAUUCCAACUAGUGAGGACACAUUGGACUGGGAUGAUGAUGAAGUGGAUGCCAAUGCACAGUCUGUAGAAGAUGAUCCUGAGAAUUGUGCUGUUGAUGAAAACUUUGAUCCCGAGGCAGCAGUCCAUGAGCAGACUGAUGGAGGACGGGUACGCAGCAGCUCAGGACCAAUUCUGAUUGAUCCUUUGAGAUUUGAUGACAGUGCUGAGAUUGAGGAUGACUUGGAGAAUGAAAAACUAUCAAAACAUCUUCCUGGCAAACAUAGUGAGAAACACCAUCAUCAUCUUGCCAGUCAUUACCGUUACUUUUCCAGUCGGCAGUUCUCUGGUGGAACAAGAGGCCCAACAGCUCAAAGAAAUCAUGGAUUGUGCUUGAGUCUGAGCGAUCAUGACAGGAUCAAGAUAUUCAUUCAUGAGUUGGGUUAUAGAGGACUCCUCCAGUAUAUUGAGAAACUUAUGAGAUAUCUUAAUGAUCAGAUUGUCUCGCGUAAAGGUCUCCAUCGCUCAAUCUUCAGUGCAACAAAGAAGUGGUUUGGUGGAGGAAAACCAGCUGGAAUGGCAUCUGGUUUGGUUCCAGGAAUCAUAUACAGUAAUGAUUCCCCCGAGCUAUUCCAACGUAAGCUGGGUGAUUUGGCAUUUUUGGUCCAAAACUAUGAGCUUGCAUACAACAGUUACCAUACAGCCAAGAGGGACUUCAACAAUGAACAUGCUUGGUUUUAUUUUGCUGGAGCAUUGGAAAUGGCAGCCAUCUCAGCUUUUAUGGCAUCAAAUAAUCGUCCUUUUCCAACACACUACAUGGAAACAUCAAUCACCACGUACCUCAACGCAUGCAGACAGCACCAGUUUGCUAUUAGAGCCACCCUCCUCAGUGCUGAAACUCUCAAGGCACGAAAUAUUUAUCUUGACGCUGCCAUGCAGUUUAUGCGAAUGACUGCAGAGGAUUCUGAUCUUCUGUGUGCUUUGUUUUUGGAGCAAGCAGCACAUUGUUUUCUUCACAGCAAUCCACCCAUGAUUCGCAAGUAUGCUUUUAACAUGAUCUUGGCUGGUCAUCGUUACAGCAAAUCUGCGCAGAGAAAGCAUUCCUUGAGAUGUUAUCGGCAAGCUCUUUACGUAUACAAUGAAAAGUCAUGGCACCUUGCAGAGGACCACAUCAACUUCACUAUCGGUCGCCAGUCAUUUAAUCUUCGUUUGUUGGAGGAUGCUCAAUCAUUUUUUAGACAACUGUUGGAGUACGAAAGCUCUCAAGCACCAGAACAACAGGCGUCCUACCUCAGAGAAUUCCUCUUUGUUUUUAAGCAAUUAAAGGAUAUCAAAGUAAAAGAGAAAGCACAAGUGAAUAAGCUUCCUGUUCUACCUUUACCCUUAAUUGUCCACGAUUCAACGAAGGUUAUACCAUGUUAUCGACACAACAGUCUUCAAGGCAAACAACCUGAAAGGACACCUGUGAACAGUACAUUCGAAACAAAGGACAAUUUUUUUUAUCAAAAAUUCAGUGCUAAUGAUGAGUUAAUCAAAAAUAGCAACUGGACUUCUGUUGGACAAACUUCUUUUGAUGAUAAAUUUAAUCAUACAUUGGCUCAGAGGUGGAUUAAACUACAGCAAGAAGCGUAUGAGAGUAUCAAUAUGACCACUUUUCCUCCUUCGUUUCGAUGCCAAACGCCGUGUUUAAGCUCAAAGACUGAUAACAGAGCGAGGCCUCUCGGUGUUGUUAAAGAGACUGUUGGAGUAGAAGUUGUUCUUAAAAAUCCCCUCAAGAUUCCAUUAAACCUGACAAAUCUUUUGUUAUUAUGGGAAUUCACCCCUGAAGGUCAAGAAGAUAGCGUCUCAAAUGAGUUUUCACCAGUGGAAGAUGUGGUCAAAACGGAAAUAAUCAAGAAUUUUGAUAUCAGUGGAAAUGAAACAAAAGCUGCCCGUCUUACUGUGAUUCCGUGUCAGACGGGGCGACUACAUAUCACAGGAAUUAAAUACAGCUUGACUAGUGUCGCCGUCAAUGGACCAGUUGAAGAGAAAAUCUCCGUCCCUCCUGGGUUGAACCCGGCUCUGUCAGACAUCAGCAUGCAGGGGAGGUUAGACUUUGAUCAGAGAGGUCCUCGACUUAAUAACACCAAGGCAGAAAAGACGAGUGUCAUCUAUGGUCCAGACUAUCGUCUUAACUUGGAUGUUGUAUCGCCUAUGCCGUUACUUGAGGUUCGGUUCUCUGGAUUUGCUAACAAACUGCUUUGUAACGAAGUGGUCCAAACCAUGGCAGAGUUCACUAACUGUAGUGAGUGUCACCUUGAAAACCUCUACAUCGCCACACCCAACCCCGAGUUCUUCACCUUUGGAGUCACAGGACAUACGGCGGUGAAUGUGAAAUGCAGCUUAGCUGCGAGCGAUGUCAGAAGAGUCUCUCAAGUUCCCAUUCCGGGAGGUAGACUUCCGCCUGGUCAUACGACCAAGCUACCAGUUUGGAUUCAAGGUCAUGGCAAACCUGGCAGAUUCAAACGAGAAAUGCUGUUUUACUACCAGUCUGCAGGCAUCAAAUCUGCAAUGAGUUAUCGAGUCCUUCAACAUGCCUUUGACGUAACCACGAAUAGUUCUGUUGCUGUGCGCGCCACGGCCAGGCGGAACAGACACUCCGUUUCUCAACCAAGUUCUGAAGAUCAGAAUCAGUUGGUUAUUGCUUUGGAUGUGGAAAGUCUUGUACAGGGUGAAGUAGCAAGGAAACACGCGGUAUUCUCCAUCGUUCAAGUAUCUUGUGCAAGCAGGAAGUGGACUUUGCAGCCUCUCAGCCACCACAAUGCAGAUGGUGCUAUUGAAGUACGAUAUGCCGAAACAGUAAUUGUCCAGUUCAAAGCAACAAAGCACAGCGGUGCUUCUGAUUCUUCAGAUGAACUCCAUUUCAGCCACGUUUGCUUCGUUGAAAAUGAGAUCGCAGCCUCGUGUUCUCCAGCCGUUGACUUCUUCUUCAGAUCAGACGCCUGGAAAGAGCAGAAACAAUUCGCCAAGAAACUUGACUCUGCGAGUGUUGACGACACUUCACAAGUGGAUAUUGGUUUGAUUGUGUUCUGGCAGACUUCAUAUAUAGACAAGGACUUUCAAAAGCAAAUGGUCAAUGGCCAGAGUCACGUAAAUAUCAACAGAUUGGCGGAAACAGUGUCAGCUGUCACAAAACCACUGGUACCGCCGUUCAAUUCCUCUUUUCUUGAAACGACGUCACAAGGUGACACUGAUAGCGUUAGUAACUCAGAACUACUUGUCAAGUAUUCCUUGCGGCAUCCUGCAUCGCUCCAAGUCAAUUUUUCCUCUAGCAGGUUGGCGCGUGUUGUGGUGGAGCUGUCGUUACACAACUGUUGUUCAACAACCGUCGACGUGUUUGUGGAGCUAGUCCCAAGUGUCGGAAACUCCUCAUCAGUGUCAGAAGGUGAAUCGAGCAAUUCCACAAACAAUACCGUUUCCUUCGACAAGGAUACAGAAUCUACGUCAUCUCCUAGCUCAUUCACUUGGGUUGGACAGACAUCGAGAAGAUUUCAAUUAGACCCGAACGGAACUUCGAUGUUAAAAUUCAACGCCCUGGUGUCGCUUCCCGGCGUCUAUAAUAUGAACAAUUUGCGCGUUCUUGCGAGAAUUUCAGAUGAACACGAACCUGGGGGUGUCUUAAUUCUCCAGAAACCGUGUCCGCCAAGCUUUACAGUCGUGGAAAACAUUUUUAGCAAUCCUAAGGACAAAAGUUGACUUCGGAAACUAGCCUUUGAAAUUCAGUAUUACUUUUGGAAAAAUUCAGUAUACCCCGAGUGGCCAGAAUUUUCGGGGCAAUGUGUUGAGGUAGAAAAGUGUAACAGUGUAACUGUAAAUAGCUUGUAGGACAGGAGAAACAGGAAGACAUUAAUCGAUCAAAGAAACAAUAGAUAGGUAUCAAUUCGUAUGAAUCCAGGUUCGGAAUGCAGAUCUGAAUUAUUAUUCCGUGUUUCUUCAUAGUUUUGAUGAGAUGAUACAAUACCGUGAAAAUUAUAUUUUUUAAAAAACGGUAAUAGUUAACGGCAACUCAGUGGGAACAUUUACUAUAUGCAAAGUUCAUCGAGCCAUAAUGAACCUUACAUAAAGUUAUUAACAAGGAUGCUGCAUAUUUGACGGUCUCUCGUUCAGAAGCCUGGGUACAAAAACUGCGGUUUGCAUGACAAUGAUUGCCUCGAAAUGUUAGGUAUGUUCGCCGCUACUAUUUUGAUAGGGAUGGCAACACUCGGAACUGAUCGCGAAUUUUACAAAGAUCCGUAAGUGAUAAUGCCUUAUUCACUGGACUGUUGUUAUGCCACGUUGUGACAGAUCGUCAAGGGAGUAGGAGCAUAUUGUUUAAUGAACGCAUUUACUUUGCUGCAUAGCAAAUUUCGAGGGACGCGAUGUGAGUUUGAAACUUUCACCGUCAGUUUUUAAUCGUCACUUAUGUUCGUCUCUACGUUUGUCUGGCUUUCUACUCUCAUUCUUGUGGUACUUCCAUUUUUAUCAAGGCGAGUGUUAUUUGGCCAACGACACCUGCUUUGCUUGUCAGUACAACUGCCUUACCUUUCUCCAUCAUAGAUUACGGCAAAUAUAGGGUAAUUAAGUCAACUUUUUAAAGGAAAGA
Molecule: messenger RNA, 5462 nt
Organism: Pocillopora damicornis (cauliflower coral)
Lineage: Eukaryota; Metazoa; Cnidaria; Anthozoa; Scleractinia; Pocilloporidae
Product: trafficking protein particle complex subunit 8
Cellular component (GO): TRAPPIII protein complex
Source: RefSeq, a predicted model, not a curated record